Molecule: messenger RNA, 1713 nt
Organism: Guillardia theta CCMP2712
Lineage: Eukaryota; Cryptophyceae; Pyrenomonadales; Geminigeraceae
Exons: 16
Coding region: 1-1509 (502 amino acids)
Biological process (GO): regulation of proteasomal protein catabolic process; protein deubiquitination; proteasome-mediated ubiquitin-dependent protein catabolic process
Molecular function (GO): protein binding; proteasome binding; cysteine-type deubiquitinase activity
Source: RefSeq, a predicted model, not a curated record
AUGGCGACUGUCGAUGUGAAGGUGAAGUGGGGAAAGGAGAAGUUCGACGUUCAGAUCAUGUUGGAUGAGCCAGCUGAAGUCUUCAAGGCUCAGCUGUUUGCGCUCACAGGAGUUCCCCCUGACCGGCAGAAGAUCACUGCGGGGACCAAGAAGAUCAACGAUGACACUGACCUCAAGUCGUUGAACCUCAAGGACAAGCAGAUGCUCAUGCUGUUUGGAACUGCCGACGAGAUUCUGCAAGCUCCGACAGAGAAACCGAUCUUUGUCGAAGACUUGGCACCGUCGGAUAUGGCAGGGCUGAUGGCUGCUGGUGUUCCCUUUGGCCUUGAGAACCUUGGAAAUACCUGCUACAUGAACUCCUGCCUCCAGGUUGUCAACAACGUCAACGAGCUGGUUGAGAGCUUGUCGAACUCUCCAGCAGAAUCGACCCAGCAUUCCGAUCCUUACAACGGCCUGGUUGUUGCGUCGAAGAACUUGUUCAAGCGGAUGCAGUCGGCUACUGAACCGAUUGCUCCUGGAAAUCUGUUGAUGCAGCUGCGUCUGAACUUCCCACAAUUCGAUGAGAGGGGAGAGGGCGGGAUGCACAUGCAACAAGAUGCAGAGGAGUGUUUGUCACAGUUGCUGCAAGUCUACACGCAGAAGAUCAAGACUGCCGAGGGAAAGAGCUUCAUUGAGGACCUCUUUGGCGUCGAGUUGGAUGUUGAGGUCAAGUGCGCGGAAGGAGAUGAGCCGGCCGUGACGGAGAAAGAGAAGCAACUGAAGAUCUCCUGUCACAUCCAGGGGCCGACUCCCCAACCGGAUGGAAGCAGCAAAGGUGGCACUGACUUCGUGACUCAGAGCAUCUCUCUGGGCCUUGAGUCUUCACUGGAAAAGAACUCUCCUUCCCUCGGAAGGACCGCUCUCUACAAGAAGACUUCCAAGAUCUCCCGAGUCUGCCUCAGCUUGCCAAAGUAUCUGCUGCUUCACUUCGUGAGGUUCCAGUGGAGGCAAGACACCGGGAAGAAGGCCAAGAUCCUCCGCGCGGUUAAGUUUCCGUUCCUGUUGGACAUGAGGGACUUCUGCACCGACGAGUACAAGUCGAGGAUAGACAAGUGGAGGAAUAAGGAACGUGAGGCGAAUGAUGAGCGACAAGCCGCGUUGAGGCGACGCACCGAGACUGGUACAGCCAAGGAUGAGAGCGAGAGCAAGGAGGGUGCGAAGGGAGAGGAGAAGAAGGAGGAGACGAUGGAGGUGGAAGGCCAAGAGGAGAUCGAGGAGACGGAGGAUCUCUGGUCCACUUACGAGCUGACCGGAGUCAUCACGCACAAGGGGAGGACGGCGGACGGAGGGCACUACGUCGCCUGGAUCAAGAAGGACUCGGGCAAGUGGUUUCUCUUCGAUGACGCCAAGGUCUCGGAGAUCGAGGCCGACGAGGUCAAGAAGCUCUACGGAGGAGGCGACUGGCACAUGGCCUACAUGUGCCUCUACAAGCGCGUUCGACGUCCUCUGGACGUGACGAAGUAUGAGUGAGAGGAGCGAAGACUGGGUGAAGGAGGAGGGGGGGGGACAAAGAAAGAGCGGGUGGAGAAAUAGUUUUUGUGUCGCAAGGUGCAAACAGAUUCUCGACAAGAUGUUAGUUAUGUAUUGGUUUCCUCCUACUCCCUAUCCAUUCACAUCUAGUGGACGCGAGAUAAGCUGGUUACCAUGUAGAACGGAUAUAAUACAAUGCCUGGC